GUACUCCAGCAGCGUGCCCUCGCUUUCCGCUGAGUUUAAAUUAUUAAAGAAUAUUCAUAAAAAUAAAAAGAAUCACUCUAGGUUCUAAAAUAGCCUUGCUAAUGUUGCAUUAGUGUGGUUUGUGUGAGUAAAGGAAGGGUUUUAAGGCCUCCUGCUCGGACCCAUGGCCCACACCCCCUCCUCACAGCAGGAUGGGCAGACGUCGGACUCCGGACCUCCCGAGCCACCACUGCAGGAUCUCAUUCUGGCUCCUCACGUGCCGCUGGAGAGUGCUCAGUUAGCCGGCAGGAUGAAAUGCCCCAGCUGCAGCGGCUCCAGGAUGUUCUACUGCUAUACCUGCUGCUGUCUGGUGGGAGUGAAUCCAGAACACAUCCCCACCGUGAAGCUGCCUGUGAAGAUUGACAUCAUUAAGCACCCGAACGAGACGGACGGAAAGAGCACUGCGGUUCACGCCAAACUCAUCGCGCCGGACGACGUCUCCAUAUACACCUACCCCUGCAUCCCAGAGCUCGACGGACAGACGCAGAACGUGGUGCUGGUGUUUCCAGGCCCGGAUGCGAUGACGGUGGAGGAACUGCAGACCUAUUUCUGCAAAACUGAAGGGAAAAGAGGAGCAGAGAGUCCAGCGGAGGAGAGACGUGUAAAGAAACUCAAAGUGGAGGAACAGAGAGAGAGCUCACACACCUGCACUCCAGAGCACACAGACGACUCACAGAAACACACCUGUCCAGUCCAGAGGGUCAUCUUUAUCGACAGCACCUGGAACCAGACCACCAGGAUCAUCACGGAUGAACGUUUACAGGCUUUACCACAGGUGGAGUUAAAAUCGAGGAAAACGUGUUUUUGGCGCCACCAGAGAGGCUCUCCGGACACGUAUCUGGCCACCAUCGAGGCCAUCUAUUACUUCCUGAAGGACUUCCACAUCCACUGUUUGCUGAGAGAGUAUAGAGGGGAGUAUGAUAAUCUUCUCUUCUUCUAUUCUUUCCUGCACAAGCUGAUCAGCAAGGCCAAGCGGGACGCUGGCAAGUCAUGAAGAGGACAGAGUGAUCACUGAAUCUAUUACCCGCCUUCAGAGCACAGGACCUGCACUGGAAUUAUUAAGAUUGAGCAGGAGUUUCUCUCUCUGUGGCUGCGACUGCUACACCUGCUCUCUGAAUGCUGUGCAUUUGUUGCUGUGCAACAGAGAACUUCUUUAACAGGAGACACAACCUGCAUCCAGCAUGCUGUACUUUCCAGACUCAAAUACAAACACAGCAGUAAUAUUUAAAGAUUUUUUUUAUUUACAAAGCAUUGCAUGCAAUUAAAACAGUAUCAAUGCUGCUGUCAGAUCAUUGUUGAGACUGAUUGAUCGGGAAGUGAUUCGUUUCAUUUUUAAGGCACUUUUAUUGUGAAUAAAACAACAUGAUUAUUUUCCAAAUAAAUACAUUUCCUCUUAAUUCUGUAGCUCUUAAUUCUGAAA
This is a messenger RNA of Colossoma macropomum (tambaqui), 1459 nucleotides long. It is a transcript of the gene dtwd1, whose product is annotated as DTW domain containing 1. Gene Ontology annotation, molecular function: tRNA-uridine aminocarboxypropyltransferase activity. Bases 164 to 1033 code for a protein of 289 amino acids. Gene Ontology annotation, cellular component: nucleus. The transcript has 5 exons. NCBI's taxonomy places the organism in Eukaryota, Metazoa, Chordata, Actinopteri, Characiformes, Serrasalmidae. The record is from RefSeq and is a predicted model, not a curated record. Gene Ontology annotation, biological process: tRNA modification.